AUGCGUUCCAUUCAUAUUGACGCCUUUUUCGAUUAUAUUUUAUCGAAACCAAAUGAAUAUUACGAAGAUCCACAAAAAAAUCCAACCGGUAUCGACCCUACUGAUGGAACUGAUGAUGAUGAUAGUGAUUUAGUAUUAAAAUUAAUAAAAAGAGCAAGUAGUAAACGACAAAAAAGAAAAUAUACUCGUCGUAAUACUGGUAGUAGUAUUGAUGUUGGUGAUAACAUAAAUGAUGAUAAUAUUGACAAUGAUGAUGACUUGGACAUUGACGAUGCAGAUUCUUCCAGGCAAAAUGAUCGUGCUGAAAAGCGCCUCAAAGCUACUUAUUCCGAUGCGAGUGAUGAACUCGAAGAUGACGAUGAGAGAGAUGCUUGGGAAGAUGACGCUGAUAAUAUGCAAGUUGAUAACUCUAAUAAGUCUGGUAAGGCUGAUGACGAUGGUAAAUCGAAAUCUUCUCGUAGGAAAAGUGUUGUACAGUUUACCUCUCGUGAGAAUCGACCGAAACUUGUUAGACCGAAAAAUGGUAUGACUUCUCGUCAUAUUCCAACUCCAAAUCCUUCGCCAACCGAUAUAAGGCAUCAUCCUAAUUCUUCUGGUGGUGAUACAAGUAAUUUUCGUGUAAUAUCUAAUUCUGGUACUUCUGGUAAUACUGCUACUCAAUUACGGUGGCGAAGUAUUUCUGUUGGUGGUGGUCCUAUAUCAUCUCAAUCUGGUGAAAUUUCUCCAUCUCAAUCAAUUCUACCGACUACAUCUUCAACUUCUCCAACUCAUAAAGGUAACUCUACUUCAAGACGGAAACAAAGUCUUGAUGCUUCAGUAAUGGGUUUCGACACUUUUCGAAUUUCAAAAAAACGUGGUCAACAAAAACAGGAAAGACCACAAUCUCCAACAAGUUCUAAUUGGCCAUGGUCUUCACAAAAUAUUCAUGGUGGUCAAGAUAACAGCAAUAAUGGUUUUCCUUAUUCUGAGCUUCUUUUACCGCCAACUACAACAAGUGAUCCUAAAGAAACUAUCAUUUUACUUCAAGAAAAAUUAGUUAAAGCUGUUGGAAUGUUGGAAGAUAAUCAACGUAAGAUUGAUAUGUUGGAAAAUGUUGUUCGCCAAAGAGAAGAUGAGGUUAGGAAAAGAGUCGUUAGAGGUCUUAAAGAAGAAGUUAUUACUUUGUUUCAAAGAUACGAAUAA
Molecule: messenger RNA, 1182 nt
Organism: Cetraspora pellucida
Lineage: Eukaryota; Fungi; Glomeromycota; Glomeromycetes; Diversisporales; Gigasporaceae
Source: the annotation of a GenBank genome assembly